AUGCCGACGAGCAACGAAAGUGCGGGUCCGUCGAUGGUGGCUACGUCCACAGCCGCGCUCGAACGAAUCAGUUUCUGUGUGCCGGAUUUUACCGCGGACGAUCCAGAAUUAUGGUUCUGCGUUGUGGAACGCAAUUUCGCGGCAGGAGGCGUGACGUCGGACGGCAUUAAGACCAGCUACGUGACAGGUGCGCUAGGUCCGCGAUAUAUCGCCGAAGUUCGCGAUAUACUCCUGAAUCCACCGCCUACCGGCCUAUACGAUACGUUAAAGAAGGAGCUGAUCCGCCGGCUAAGCGUAUCCCAGGAGCAGAAGGCGAGACGGCUCCUGGAGCACGAGGAAAUCGGUGACCGCAAGCCGUCACAAUUUCUACGACACCUGCGUGGCCUCGCGGGCACAUCUGUGUCCGAAUUGCUGCUGCGGACUCUUUGGCUGGGCCGUUUACCGGCAAACGUGCAGGCUAUUCUGGCGACGCAGAAAGACACGGCGCUGGACAAGGUCGCGGAAUUGGCCGACGCGGUCACAGACACCAUGUCUGGACGUCCCGUCGUAGCCGAAACCACGUUUGCAAGCACGCCAGCACAACCAGCCACGGUGGACGCCGUAACGGAGCGAAUGAUGCAACUACUAUCACGUUGCAAAGCCAGACCGAGGUAA
This is a messenger RNA of Colletes gigas, 654 nucleotides long. RefSeq lists its product as uncharacterized. The record is from RefSeq and is a predicted model, not a curated record. The coding region runs from base 1 to 654 and encodes 217 amino acids. The transcript has a single exon. NCBI's taxonomy places the organism in Eukaryota, Metazoa, Arthropoda, Insecta, Hymenoptera, Colletidae.